GGAGGAAGUAGAUUGUAACGUAGUAUAUUUUACUAUCGAGGGAAAGACUCCUCCCGUUAUGAAUCUCAAAUCUAGUUAUGGUUCUUUUUUCAAGGUGAAAGCAUCAUCAGAUAUUUGGUUAAAUAAUUUAUAGGUAAGUGUUUACGGUUUAGCCUACCAUUUGCAUGAUUUUGGUUUGCUGUCGAUGUUAUUUGUGUUGGCUGUCCUGCAGCCACAUCGAACUUUGAAAACGAGGAACUUUUGUCAAGAGAAAAUUAUAACUUGUUGGUGAAACCAUAAGGAGAGGAAGUACAAACCAACGACGCUAGACAGAGAGGAAUAUGCUUAAGCAAAAGGCAGUUUAUUAAACACAGAGAUAGCUGGUACUGCUCAAGCUACAUGCAUGGGCCCAAUGCAUGGACCCAAUCAAUUGCCUCUUAUGGAGACAGUUGAGAAGGAAUAAAAAACAGAGUUUACAGCAUUACUUUAUACAAUGUAACACAAAGGAAGGGGUCCUUCUUCUAGUCCCUUGAUUGGUUCCCGAGGCGUAGGAGGCGGGUCUGCUCUGUCCAGAGUAGAAGCCCCUUUGGUGCACGGCAGAGUCCUCUGCCUUGGGCACACCCGGAACCAAUGUAGAAUAGAAGUUGCGUUUGUGUGUGUGCGUAACUCGUGGAGGCAUGUAGGAGAGGUGUCGGUAUGCAUGGAGACUGUGUGUGUGCAUGUGUGUAUGUUCUCAAAGGAACAGACUCGUGGGGAAGCAACCAGAUUGUGGCCUGUGGCGUGGUUGUUGGUCCUUGAGAAGGAUAUUGGCUCUGUCCAUUGUUCUUGCAUAGGGAAACAGCAUUUGAUUGAAAAACAUAGCCCCUCCUCACAUUUUAAAAUGGGUCAUGCACAAGAUUUUAGUCUAGACCACAGCUAUAACCAUUUUAAUACUUUACUACGAAAACUCCAUUAUUACAGUGAACGUAACCUUAUUUACUCAAGUAGGUAACCCACGUUUGCUUUCUGUAACCGAGCAGCAAAUUAUUUAGUCUACGUGGCACACUGUAUGGCUACAAUAAGUAUAUGUUUGCAUAAGCAAUCACAUGUAAAGUCUAUGCGCUAUUUUACUUUCACUAUGAAAGUGAAACUAACUUGAUGUGAAACAAUACAGAAACCUUUCUUAACUCCCUGAAGUUGGUAGUAUGGUGAACCAAUAUGAGAAAGCGAAGACUUCCUAAGGCCCAAAAAAAAUAAUUAACAUUAAAUAAAUGUUGUCCACCACCAGUGGCAUGUGUUCAUGGAUGCCAAGGGAAGCCAGUCUUCCCCAAAUAUUUGACCAAUAAAAUAAUUUAUAUUUCGUCUCUCUGUUUCCAUAAUUUUUUGUCGUCACGGCCUUAUUGUAUAUCACGGUGGCGUAUGAACGAAUGGGUUAUAGAGCAAACAACGCAAUUAUCACAACAUAGGUUGUAAUAUGUAUUUUUUACUGGCUUGCACGCACCGCUACUGUCCACCACAGCCUGCAGGGCUGUAAGUGCAAGUAAGUGUUUGGCGUUCUUCAGUCCUGGGGACCCACAUGCUGUGCAACAUUUUGUUCCAGCCCAGUAAUAUGUCACACCUGAUUCCACUUUAUUAGUUGAAUCAGAUGUUAAUAGCCUGCUGUGCUGGAACAAAACCCUGCACUGUCUGUGGGUCCCUCAGAAAGAUGAUUGAAGAGGGAGACGGCACCAGUUUUAUACUAGAGAUUAUUGUUUUAAAAUGGUUAGCGACCAACAUAAGUCAACAUUACAUUAAAUUUUUUAUUUUAUUAAUUUAAUCCUGAUCCUUUAGUCUUUGGAAAACAUCCCUGUGUUCCAGGCUGUCUUGUUGCGUGGCAGUGAGAUGGAGAACCAUGCAACAGCAAGGGCCGCGGUCGAUACGUGCGGAGUGGACCAACGUAGCGAAGAGUAUCGGCUGCUCAUGGCCUACUGUGGCAAGAGGAAGAGGCAGCGGUCAGGCCCAAUGCCUCAACGUCAUGGCGUCAUUCAAAAACAAGGUACUCCUCCGUCCAGACCUAAUGCUAAAUUUUAUGACACCGGUCCCAUAUACUGCAGAUUUCAAAGUCCUUCUCCGUUCAAACAAGGCCCAGGGGGAGUGAAGAGGAAGUUGAAAACAGUGGUGGUGAAAAAGGGAGCAACAAAGACAGGGGAUGUAUCCACACCUAGUAUCUAUACAGUUACAGGUAUGUUUCUGUGCUCUGGAACAUUCUGUGCGGAACAGUGGAGGCUGGUCGGAGGAGCUAUAGGAGGACAAGCUCAUUGUAAUGACUGGAAUGGAAUUGAUGGAACGGAGUCAAACAUGUGGUUUCCAUAUGUUUGAUACCAUUCCAUUGAUUCCAUUCCAACCAUUACAAUUAGCCCGUCCUCCAAUAGCUCUUCUCACCAGCCUCCUCUGGCGCGGAACCAUGUAAUAUUAUGUGUCAAAUAUAAGGAUUGAUCACAGAAUAUUGUGCUACUUUGAACAGACACAUUUACAGUGAGGGAAAAAAGUAUUUGAUCCCCUGCUGAUUUUGUACGUUUGCCCACUGACAAAGACAUGAUCAGUCUAUAAUUUUAAUGGUAGGUUUAUUUGAACAGUGAGAGACAGAAUAACAACAAAAAAAUCCACAAAAACGCAUGUCAAAAUGUUUAUAAAUUGAUUUGCAUUUUAUUGAGGGAAAUAAGUAUUUGACCCCUCUGCAAAACAUGAGUUAGUACUUGGUGGCAAAACCCUUGUUGGCAAUCACAGAGGUCAGACGUUUCUUGUAGUUGGCCACCAGGUUUGCACAUAUCUCAGGAGGGAUUUUGUUCCACUCCUCUUUGCAGAUCUUCUCCAAGUCAUUAAGGUUUCGAGGCUGACGUUUGGCAACUCGAACCUUCAGCUUCCUCCACAGAUUUUCUAUGGGAUUAAGGUCUGGAGACUGGCUAGGCCACUCCAGGACCUUAAUGGGCUUCUUCUUGAGCCACUCCUUUGUUGCCUUGGCCGUGUGUUUUGGGUCAUUGUCAUGCUGGAAUACCCAUCCACGACCCAUUUUCAAUGCCCUGGCUGAGGGAAGGGGGUUCUCACCCAAGAUUUGACGGUACAUGGCCCCGUCCAUCGUCCCUUUGAUGCGGUGAAGUUGUCCUGUCCCCUUAGCAGAAGAACACCCCCAAAGCAUAAUGUUUCCACCUCCAUGUUUAACGGUGGGGAUGGUGUUCUUGGGGUCAUAGGCAGCAUUCCUCCUCCUCCAAACACAGCGAGUUGAGUUGAUGCCAAAGAGCUCGAUUUUGUUCUCCUCUGACCACAACACUUUCAAUCAGUUAUCCUCUGAAUCAUUCAGAUGUUCAUUGGCAAACAUCAGACAGCCCUGUAUAUGUGCUUUCUUGAGCAGGGGGACCUUUCGGGCGGUGCAGGAUUUCAGUCCUUCACGACGUAGUGUGUUACCAAUAGUUUUCUUGGUGACUAUGGUCCCAGCUGCCUUGAGAUCAUUGACAAGAUCCUCCCGUGUAGUUCUGGGCUGAUUCCUCACCGUUCUCAUGAUCAUUGCAACUCCACGAGGUGAGAUCUUGCAUGGAGCCCCAGGCCGAGGGAGACUGACAGUUCUUUUGUGUUUCUUCCAUUUGCGAAUAAUCGCACCAACUGUUGUCACCUUCUCACCAAGCUGCUUGGCGAUGGUCUUGUAGCCCAUUCCAGCCUUGUGUAGGUCUACAAUCUUGUCCCUGACAUCCUUGGAGAGCUCUUUGGUCUUGGCCAUGGUGGAGAGUUUGGAAUCUGAUUGAUUGAUUGCUUCUGUGGACAGGUGUCUUUUAUACAGGUAACAAGCUGAGAUUAGGAGCACUCCCUUUAAGAGUGUGCUCCUAAUCUCAGCUCGUUACCUGUAUAAAAGAUACCUGGGAGCCAGAAAUCUUUCUGAUUGAGAGGGGGUCAAAUACUUAUUUCCUUCAUUAAAAUGCAAAUCAAUUUAUAACAUUUUUGACGUGCGUUUUUCUGGAUUUUUGUUGUUAUUCUAUCUCUCACUGUUCAAAUAAACCUACCAUUAAAAUUAUAGACUGAUCAUUUCUUUGUCAGUGGGCAAACGUACAAAAUCAGCAGGGGAUCAAAUACUUUUUUCCCUCACUGUAUGUAACCCCUGCAACUGAACACACUGUAUUUGUGUGUGUGUGGGUGUGUGUGUGUGGGUGGUGUGUAUGUUUGUGCAUGUGUGUGUAAAUCACUUGCCGGAGGUGCAGGAGGAGAGGACAAUACCUUGAAUGGAGUAGCAGACAGGUUGACUCAGAUCGCAGACUCUGUGCAGAUCACAACAGACGACAUAGAGGCAGACGGGACAGAGGAUCAAAAUGGUGGGUCUCUUUCACACAACAGUAAAGUUGAUGAUAAUAAAAUGGAUUCCAUCUGUUAAAGGUGCUAAAAUUUUUGCAUUGUAAUUUCAGAAAAUGGCCAUAAUAUAUCUGCAGUAAUAGUGGAAUGAUAGUGUAUCACAGUAUUACUUACCUGCCAGUGUUGUGAUUGGCUAUGAUAUUCACCUAUUGAUUUCUCCUUCCGGAGCGGCAUCUGUUGUCAAAAUGGGAAAGCUGUGUGUCUGUGUGAUCUAGUGGAAAUCAGGUCAAGCGGCCAAUGGGAUUUGUUUUGAAUGCAGCCUAGUGCUGUUGCAAUUCACCUAGCUUCCACAUGGGGAAGAAACUGUGUAGCACCUUUAAGUGCUUUUUCUUACAGUUGUAGCUUUCAAGGUACUUUACAUGAUAUAGUAGGGUAACCCGACGAUUUGCAUGAAGUUGAACUGAUUGGUUUUGUCUCCCUGCAGAUGUCAUCCGAAGACUAGUGGAGUUGCUGAAGGCGUCUGGAGACAAGCUGAAUGAGGAGGUGUGUGUGUGCGUGCAUGAACUUACUUGUGUGUGGGUUUUUUUCAUGGAGAGAGAGGGGAAGGGUUUCAAAUGCAGUUGGACUACCCAUUUAUCACCACAAGAUGACUUUGUUCCAUAGUCAAACAUCCAUUGACUCUAAAUAACAGAAUACAGUACUCUAUAUGUUACGAAUGCAUAUAUACUGUAUAAGGCUCUGUCCUUUCACAAUUAUGUCAUCAAAUGUCUCCCUUCCUCUCAACUCCCUCUACCCAAACCCUUGCUGACCUCACCCUCUGCCACCCUCCCUCCCUCCCCUCCUUUCACCCUCCCUCCCUCUCCUUUCACCCUCCCUCCACCUCCUUUCACCCUCCCUCCACCCUCCCUCCCUCUCCUUUCACCCUCCCUCCACCUCCUUUCCACCCUCCCUCCACCCUCCCUCCCCCUCCUUUCACCCUCCCUCCACCUCCUUUCACCCUCCCUCCCCCUCCUUUCAUCCACCCUCCACCAUAUCAGAUCAAUAGAAACCCCAUCUUGCAGAGGCACCUCCAGACUUCCUUCACUUACAGUCUGUUUGAGAAGGUGACCUCCACCCUGCUCCAGAUGGUGACAGGGGUAGGGGGUGAUGAUCCUGUAGCCCGGGUAGGCUACCCUGCCCCUGAGAAGGAGGAGAGGGUCCAGAGGGAGCAGAUUGCCCUGGCCUGCGAGGUGACUAGCAGGCUGUCUGCUCUGGACCUCCACCCCAUGAGCCGGGCCAUGGGCUUUGGGACACGCUACAUCCAGGAGCACCACACGGCCUGGGUGAAGAGGCAUGGGGGCUGGGUGAGUACUGCAGAACCAGGGCAGGGUCGUCUGUCAGGAGAGGGUAAGGGGAAUAGCAGCUUAAAAUGGCUGAUAUUCCUAAAUGAGAGUAAAGAGAGAAAAAUGAGCGGGGAAAAAAUUGUUGUUUUCUACAUUCUGUAAUUGUCUUGUCUUCCUUCCAGAAUAAUGUGUUUGACAGUGAUUAGACCUGCCAGGCAUUUCAACUGCUUCAACCAUCCAUGGAAAUCAAUUUAAAUUUUUAUGAAGAUUUUGCUGAAUAUUCAAUUAAAUGUUUAAUUUGCUCCUAAAAGCUGUGGAUUCACUUACUGUGCUUACAUUAAUAAGACUAUGUUUCUUAGUGAAACAGACUACAUUUUGUUCAUGUUAAAGAGAUCCUUCUAAUACAUUCCAAAAGUUAUGUACUGUGUUAGAUACUGAACAUUAGGCCCGAUUUAGACUUGAAAUAAACAGAUUUAGCAUGGGACUUAAGUCCAUAAAACAUGGACUUAAGUUUUUUUAAAUGACUUAAGUCCAUGUUAAAUCAUCUUAUCUCAAGUCUGAAUAUUAGGGCCUAUAGUGAAUGUAUAGCUUUCUUGAUGUUUGGGUUUAAAUCUCAACCGCUAAAAUGACAUUGAACCUGUGAUUUAUGAAUAAACUGUGCAGUUGCCUUAAUGGUUGUAUGUGAAAUAUUAUUCAAAUG
Coregonus sp. 'balchen' is the source of this 6294-nucleotide messenger RNA. The record is from the annotation of a GenBank genome assembly. Lineage: Eukaryota; Metazoa; Chordata; Actinopteri; Salmoniformes; Salmonidae.